GAGCCGCGGGCGGCCGAGCCGGGCCGUCGCCCCGGCGCCGCUGGGAGAGGCCGGCGCGGAGGGGAAGGGGCCGGCGGCUGCGGCGGCCAAUGCGAAACUGGCUGGUGCUGCUGUGCCCCUGUGUGGUCGGGGUCGCGCUGCACGUCUGGCUGCUGCUGAGCUGCCCCGGGAGCCACCCGGCAGGUCCACUGUCCUUCUUUCCUCAGUGGAAGCUGAAACAUUAUGAUGUUAUUGUAGGAGUUUUGUCAGCUCGACACAAUCAUGAACUACGCAGUGUUAUAAGGAACACUUGGUUCAAGCACCUGAAACAACAUCCUGCCCUGAACCAACGUGUCCUUGUGAAGUUUAUAAUAGGUGCGCAUGGUUGUGCUGUGCCAGUGAAGGACAGAGAAGACCCCUACUCCUGCAAACUUCUGAACAUCAGUAACCCAGUUUUGAAUCAGGAAAUUGAAGCAUUCAGUCUCCCUGAGGACAUACCUUCUGUGCUGUCUGAAGACAGAAUCGUCAGUGUGAACUUCCGUGUACUUUACCCCAUUGUCAUUACCAGUCUUGGGGUAUUUUAUGAGGCCGAUGGGGUGGGAUUCCAGAGGAACAUCACUGUAAAACUGUACCAGGCAGAACAUGAGGAAGCAAUCUUCAGUGCUCGCUUUAGUCCACCAAGCUGUGGAGUGCAGGUGAACAGAUUGUGGUACAAGCCAGUAGAGCAGUUUAUUUUGCCAGAGAGUUUUGAAGGUACCAUUGUGUGGGAGAGCCAGGAUCUUCAGGGCCUGGUUUCAAGAAACCUUCAUAAAGUGAUGGUGAAUGAUGGAGGAGGUGUUUUCAGAGUCAUUACAGCAGGGGAAGGGUCACUGCCACAUGAACUCACAGAAGGUGUGGAGGGAAUAGCAGGUGGUUUUAUCUACACUAUUCAAGAAGGUGAUGCUCUUUUAAAAAGCCUCCAUACUCGCCCAGAAAGGUUUACAAGUCACAUAAAAAACCUUGAAAAAGAAGAUGCUUUAUUGAAGGAAGAAAGCAGUACCUAUGAUGACAUUGUUUUUGUAGAUGUGAUUGACACUUACAGAAAUGUUCCCUCCAAACUGCUGAACUUCUACCGAUGGACAGUUGAAUCAACAAGUUUUGACUUGUUGCUGAAGACGGAUGAUGACUGCUACAUUGAUUUGGAAGCUGUUUUUAACAGGAUAAUGCAGAAAAAAUUGGACAGGCCAAACAUUUGGUGGGGAAAUUUCAGACUAAAUUGGGCAGUUGAUCGAACUGGGAAAUGGCAAGAACUGGAGUAUCCAAGUCCUGCAUAUCCAGCCUUUGCUUGUGGGUCUGGCUAUGUCAUCUCCAAAGACAUUGUGCAGUGGCUAGCAAGCAACUCUGAAAGAUUAAAAACGUACCAGGGUGAAGAUGUGAGCAUGGGCAUCUGGAUGGCAGCUGUAGGACCCAAGCGAUAUCAAGAUGGUCUCUGGUUGUGUGAGAAGACAUGUGAGAGUGGCAUGCUAUCUUCCCCCCAGUACUCUCCCCAGGAACUGGGAGAGCUCUGGAGAUUAAAGGAACUAUGUGGAGAUCCAUGUAGAUGUGAGGAAAGAUGAUGGACUUGCCUUGGAAAACAGGGUAGUGUAUAAUGAUCAUGGAAAAGUGUACAUUUGGAUUCAUUUCUGGAACAAUAAGAAAUAUUAAGAUACCUUUUAAUGUUGGGUUUCAACUAAAGUAUAACAAUAUUUGCACAUCCCUUUUGAUAAUUACAAGUGGACUGAUACUAUUCAUUUUCUAUAGUAUAGAUGGUGAUCUGACAAAAACCAAAAUGUUCAAGAUAAAAAAAUCCUUUUUAUAUAAAGUCAAAGACCUACUUGUAAUUAAUAAAUGCACAUAAGAAUGCCAA
This is a messenger RNA of Corvus hawaiiensis (hawaiian crow), 1864 nucleotides long. RefSeq names its product beta-1,3-N-acetylgalactosaminyltransferase 2 (gene B3GALNT2). The transcript is spliced from 12 exons. NCBI's taxonomy places the organism in Eukaryota, Metazoa, Chordata, Aves, Passeriformes, Corvidae. The record is from RefSeq and is a predicted model, not a curated record. Gene Ontology annotation, cellular component: membrane. Bases 90 to 1574 code for a protein of 494 amino acids. Gene Ontology annotation, molecular function: hexosyltransferase activity.